This is a messenger RNA of Perca flavescens (yellow perch), 732 nucleotides long. Its product is annotated as putative transcription factor ovo-like protein 3. Gene Ontology annotation, cellular component: nucleus. The transcript has 3 exons. The record is from RefSeq and is a predicted model, not a curated record. Gene Ontology annotation, molecular function: RNA polymerase II cis-regulatory region sequence-specific DNA binding; DNA-binding transcription factor activity, RNA polymerase II-specific. Lineage: Eukaryota; Metazoa; Chordata; Actinopteri; Perciformes; Percidae. The coding region runs from base 1 to 732 and encodes 243 amino acids. Gene Ontology annotation, biological process: regulation of transcription by RNA polymerase II; epidermal cell differentiation.
AUGGAGCAGAUAUCCUGCAGUCCCAACACCCAACAGCCUGCAACUGUGCCUCAGUCAGUAGCCACUGUAGGGUGUGGGACAGCAGCUGGAAUGAGAGUGUCAGUGCCUUUUGCAGGAUCAGGAGGACCAGGGGCUGACACCAGGCCAGACUGGUCCACACUUAUGCUACGGGGCUCCUUCUACCAUCCCAGUACACUGGCGCUGGUCACCAGAGCAAAGCCCCGUCCCCGUACUUCCCCCAGCUCAGGUGACUUUGUGUGCUCAGUGUGCCACAAGAUAUUCCCUCUGCAGCGCAUGUUGACCCGACACUUGAAGUGCCACAGCCUGGUGAAGAGACAUCCUUGUCGAUUUUGUGGCAAAGGAUUCAACGAUACCUUCGACCUCAAGAGGCAUAUGCGAACACACACAGGUAUACGUCCCUACAAGUGUGAGCUAUGUGAGAAAGCCUUCACACAGCGUUGCUCUCUGGAGUCCCACAUGAGGAAGAUUCACGGUGUUCACCAACAGUAUGCCUACCGCCAGAGACGCUCCAAGAUCUUUGUAUGUGAGGACUGUGGUUACACCUCAAGCCGCCCUGAUGAGUAUUUCCUUCAUGUAAGACAGUGCCACCCUGGCAGUCCCGCCCUCCGAAGGUACUACCGCCGCCAGGUCCAUGAGAACAGCAGCUUUGCUUCAGAAGACAGUAAACUCAACCCCUAUUUGCUGUACUCAGCCCCUGCAUACUAUAUGUAG